UUACUUGUAUAGGCUGUAUUAAUAGACAUAAAAUAGCUCCCAUCCCAAAAAGGUCUUCAUCCAUUAUUGUCAAGACACAUCUCCUUCGUGUCACUUGUAUUAAUAGAUUUGAGUUGAUUCAUUAUCGGAAAUCAAUGUAUCACCAUCAAAACGUUUAGAGGUUGGAUUUAUAACACUCAAGGUAUCAAUAUAUUACAAAAUGUCGUUAGUACCCACACUUGUGGACUGUGAGAAAAUUCAGGAGAUCCAACGGGCAGAAGGUCUUGCCAACAUUCUUGCCAUUGGCACUGCAACUCCUUCCAAUUUUUUUUAUCAGUCUGAUUACCCCGACUACUAUUUUCGUCUUACCAAUAGCGAGCAUAUGGUUAAUCUUAAACAGAAAUUUAUACGGAUUUGUGACAAAACGCUGAUAAAGAAACGACACUUCUUCUUCACUGAAGAGAUUCUCAAAGAGAAUCCAAACAUUUGCGAGUACAUGGCUCCAUCUUUGAAUGCUCGCCAUGAUUUGGUUGUUACCGAACUCCCAAAGCUUGGUAUGGAAGCUGCCACUAUAGCCAUUGAAGAAUGGGGACUCCCAAAAUCUAAGAUAACCCAUCUCAUCUUUUGCACUACAUCCUGCGUUGACAUGCCAGGUGCUGACUAUUAUCUCACCAAGCUUCUUGAGCUCUCUCCUUCGGUCAAACGAUUCAUGAUGUAUCACCAGGCAUGCUGCGGUGGGGGAAUGGCCAUUCCUCUUGCGAAAGAUCUUUGUGAAAAUAACAAGGGUUCACGUGUCCUUGUUGUAUGCGCAGAGAUAACAGCUAUCCUCUUUCAUGGACCAAAUGAGAAUGACCUUGAUUCCCUCGUUGGUCAAGCUCUCUUUAGUAAUGGAGCUUCUGCGAUCAUUAUGGGAUCAGAUCCAGACUUAUCAAUGGAACACUCUAUAUUUGAGAUUGUUACCACAUCUCAGACAAUCUUACCAAAUACUGAAAAGCUGUUGACCAUACACUUGAGGGAGGCUGGACUGACUUUUAAAUUGCACAAGGAUAUACCGAAGGUAAUCUCGGAGAAUAUAGAGGAUGUGUUACUACAUGCGUUUUCUCCAUUAGGUAUAAGUGAUUGGAACUCACUCUUCUGGAUAGUCCAUCCAGGUGGUCGUGCUAUACUGGACCUGGUAGAGCAAAAGCUUAAACUUACGGAGGAGAAGUUCAGGGCUAGCAGACAUGUGCUAAGUGAAUAUGGGAACUUAGCAAGUGCUAGUGUGUUAUUUGUCAUUGAAGAGAUGAGGAAGAAAUCCAUUAAAGAAGGGAAAAGCACCAAUGGUGAAGGUUUGGAUUGGGGUGUUUUGCUCGGAUUUGGCCCGGGUUUGACUGUUGAGACUAUAGUACUUCUUCGUAGCCUUCCUGUUAGUACACCGCUAUCUCUCGCAAGUUGAUUUUUGUUGUUGAACUUUUAGUUAUGUUAAUGUGAGAUGGUGGUUAAUUAAUAAAUGACAUUAAUUAAUUAGUUUGAGGAAUCA
Lactuca sativa (garden lettuce) is the source of this 1498-nucleotide messenger RNA. RefSeq names its product chalcone synthase 3. Gene Ontology annotation, molecular function: acyltransferase activity, transferring groups other than amino-acyl groups. Gene Ontology annotation, biological process: polyketide biosynthetic process. Lineage: Eukaryota; Viridiplantae; Streptophyta; Magnoliopsida; Asterales; Asteraceae. The record is from RefSeq and is a predicted model, not a curated record.